Messenger RNA from Pseudovirgaria hyperparasitica, 2446 nucleotides. RefSeq lists its product as uncharacterized. The coding region runs from base 103 to 2256 and encodes 717 amino acids. Lineage: Eukaryota; Fungi; Ascomycota; Dothideomycetes; Acrospermales; Acrospermaceae. The record is from RefSeq and is a predicted model, not a curated record. The transcript is spliced from 3 exons.
AUUGGAGUGUCAAGCUGUCAACGCGUCGAUGCGGAGAAUAUUCCUAAUAUAUUUAUAUAUUUGAUCUACUUGUUGCACAACCCAUACGGGCACAUUCGACGAAUGGCACCCAACAAAGGCGAGCGGGAGAGCCCGCUUGAGGUUAACGAGCUGCGACGGUCGCUGCAAACUACAAAAUUCGAACUUGACUACGAGAGGUCUGCGCGUGUGGUCGAGAUCGUCGCUAAAGACGAGGAGCUUCGCAAAUUGCGCGUACACCUCCAGCUACUUGAAGAUGAGAAUGACGAGUUGCACGAGCAGCUUGGCGAUGAGGAGGGAAGAGCUGAGGAUCUGGAAGCAAAGAUCGACGACACCCACGCACUUCUUGAAGAGGCUGAGCUGGCCAAAGUCAAUCUCACGAAUGAGCUUCGUUUGAAAGAGCGUGAAUUGAAUAACAUGCAAGCGGAGUUGAAUGCCAUGCUGAAUAUCUCUGCCGACACAACAAAAGUCUUGACGGAGAAGCUGUCUCUAGCGAGGGAAUUGGCUACCUUAAGACCGGAAUUGGAACACCUCCGGUCAACUGCUGCAUCCCACGCAACGCUUUUAUCGGAGAAACUCUGCCUACAGCGCCAGUUGAGCACCGUCCAAGUCGAACUCGAAACAGAGAAGCGGACAGCACAGCGCCUCAUGUCCAAAGAGGGAAAGAGCUCUGAAUCUAGUGCCCAACUCAGGACUGAAAUCUCCAGUCUUCAAAAAGCCUUACAAACGGAAAGGUUGCAGCGAGAGAACGCUGAGUUGUCAGCGGCGCAGGCUCAGGCUGAACUUGACAAAGAAAAGGCUGCAGCAAAGGACGCCAAGAAUAAUAAGGACAUUGACGCCACAAAGACUGCAGAACUUGAAGAAGAAGUCGCGGACUUGCGCAAAGAGCUCAUCAAAGAGAGGCGUUCUCGAGAAAAGCUUGAGCAAGAUGCCCAGGAGGCUGCGGCAGAUUAUGCGGCGGAAAAACAGCGUGCUGAAAAGCAAGCAUCCAGGAUUAAGCAGGGCAAGAAGAAUGCCGAGGCAGAACAAAGUGCUGAACUCGAGGGCUUGCGUGAAGAGAUUGGCGCGCUCAAGAAGCAGGUCAAAGCAGCUGAGAAGUCAGCCAGGAACACUCAAGACGAUAUAGAGACUGAGAGGAGCAAUAUACAGAAAGUCACCAAGAAGGUCAUCGAGAGAUCUGACGAGCUUGACGAGCUCAGGAACCAAUUGAUCGAAGAGCAGAAGGAACGCAAGAAGGCAGAAAGGGACCACGAUCGAGCCCGCAAAGACUGGGAAGCGAAGAAGGCACUCCUUGAUGAGAAGCUGGAUGCUUUCAGGUCUAAGCUACGAUCAACCAAGGAAACUUUGAAGGAGACGGAAGCAGAGCUGCUGCAAGCACAGACGCGAUCUGUUGCGAAAGCUGCAAGUUCCAUUGUUACAACGGCGGCUACCAAAGGGACGAAAGGUCCUCGCAAACGCAAAGCACAAGUGGACCCUAGCGAUGCUACCACUCUAGGCACACCUGGAGAUAUGCCAACGAAGAGAGCCAGGCGUAGCUACUCUGUGGCCCCUAGUGAGAAGUCGACGUUCUCGAUUACCCCAUUCCUUAGCAGGACGGCCAGUGUUCCGCCAGAAAGUACUACAGCUGGGGAGGAACUAGGUUAUAACCCUGUCGAAACCGUAACAGAAGCUACCCCGACUGGCCCUCCGAAGCAAAGUAGAGGAGGCUCUGCAGAAACAAAGCCUCUGGCUGUAGCUACUGCGAGCAAGGCCAAUCCCAAGAUGAAGCAGGCCCGAAAGCCCACCAAGGCUCUUUCGACACUGGAAAUCGUCGCAGAGGAAGGCGAUGGCGAUGAAAACAUCGAUCCGACGGUCGUACCAGAGAAGACGAUGGAGACCAUGCAGGCGCCGAAAUUAAAAUCUGGUUCCAUGCCUUCCAAAGCUCCUCGGAAGUCACUCAUGUCGUUUGCAACAUUUGACUCAGAGGCCCCCGAGAAGAAGAAAAAGCGCAAACUUGGGGGUCUUGGACUGCAGAAAACACUCUUCGAUGAUGACGAGGGUGCACCGCCUGUCAAGCCAAUUCCUGGAAAAGGCUUCAUCGCAAACAGAGCCGUUGGAAGAAGCAUAUUUGGGGCGAAGGGGCCUGGACCUGCGAUUUCUGGUGGACUCAGGCACAUGACUGAAGAAGGAUUCAUGUUCAGUCCAUUAAAGAAAGAACGAAAAGCCAUGAAGGAAGCUAGCAUGUUAAUUGGAAAAUGAGCCAAUAUACCUCGCAGCGCUGACUGCUUGGAUUGUGCCGAUGGAUCCGGAGUAUAUUGUGGCAUUUCAUAUGCGGUAAAGCGUUUCCAUACAUAGCGAUCUGGUCGUCUGGUCUCAAGAUAUUUCCACCACGUCCUCGCGUAAUGCAUCUUCUUUUCUUUUCGUUGCGACAAAGUAGGACUCUUUGGAU